UUUUUCAUAAACUUUCUUCUUAUAUAAACAACACUUAAAACUCCCUUUCAAGAGCAGCUUUAAUUUGCAAAUUCCUUCAUAGAAUUAGCAGAAAUCAGUUCACAAUUGAGAUAAUAAAUAUUAAAAAAAAAUGGGCAAAAUAGCAACUAAAAUGCCUAAUUUUUGCUUAAACAGGAUUAGGCCUCUAAUUCGUCUUCGUUCGCCACCAAUGCAAUCCAAGAAUAGCGAGAAUGAAGAAAAGAAAGAUGAUUCUGUCAAAGUCGAGAAGGAGGAAUAUUCCGGCGGUGGUGCUGAGAAACAGGGAUCAAAAAGUGGCCGGAAAGUCAUGAUCGUGGUCGAUUCGAGCCCGGAAUCUAAGAUUGCUGUCCAAUGGGCACUUACACACACUGUUCAGAAUCAAGAUUUGGUGAUUCUUCUCUAUGUUACUAAGCCUUCAGGACAAGGUGAUCAAUCUACAAUUAAAGUACCUGAAUUUGUCACUUGUAUGAAGAGUUCAUGCCAACUUAAGUGGCCUCAGGUGUAUGUUGAGGCGGCGGUGGUGGAAGCUGGGCAAGAUUAUAGAGGACCUGCAAUAGUGGAGGCGGCGAAGAAGCAAGGGGUGGCGCUGCUGGUGCUAGGGCAGAGAAAACGGUCAUUCACGUGGCGGCUGAUGCUGAUGUGGGCUGGGAACCGGGCACCGACGACUGGCGGCGGAGUGGCGGAGUAUUGUGUGCAAAAUGCUAGUUGUAUGGCCGUUGCUGUUAGAAGGAAGAGCAAGAAACUUGGUGGCUAUCUCAUUACCACUAAACGACAGAAAGAUUUCUGGCUUUUGGCUUGAUUAAUAUUUCGAGUUAAGAGUUUUUUUUUUUUAAUUGUUCAUAUUUUUGUUACAAUUUGAAGUAUAACAUUUUUUAUAGAUAACUUUACUAUUUUUCUUUUAUUAUGUUGAAAAGUUGAGAAAUAGAAUUUGAUUUUUGAAAUAAAAUGAAGUUAUUGUUUGGUGAAUCACGUGCGUGCGUUGAACGAAAUUAAUUGCUUUGACCAACAUA
Messenger RNA from Erythranthe guttata (spotted monkey flower), 1028 nucleotides. RefSeq names its product Adenine nucleotide alpha hydrolases-like superfamily protein (gene MRH6). The record is from RefSeq and is a predicted model, not a curated record. NCBI's taxonomy places the organism in Eukaryota, Viridiplantae, Streptophyta, Magnoliopsida, Lamiales, Phrymaceae.